Molecule: messenger RNA, 1836 nt
Organism: Nymphalis io (European peacock)
Lineage: Eukaryota; Metazoa; Arthropoda; Insecta; Lepidoptera; Nymphalidae
Gene: PTPMT1
Product: phosphatidylglycerophosphatase and protein-tyrosine phosphatase 1
Exons: 6
Coding region: 112-678 (188 amino acids)
Biological process (GO): protein dephosphorylation
Molecular function (GO): protein tyrosine/serine/threonine phosphatase activity; phosphatidylinositol-4,5-bisphosphate 5-phosphatase activity; phosphatidylglycerophosphatase activity
Source: RefSeq, a predicted model, not a curated record
GUCAUAUUGACAUUUGACACAGGCCGUCACAACAAGAGGUCUCGUUACGGGAUGCAACUUGAAUAAUUUUAAAAUUUCCCCCUCCACGAAUACCAGUCAUCAGCUUUAACCAUGGCUACAGCGAUGUUCGCUAGGGUGACUUUCUACCCUACUCUUCUCUAUAAUGUUCUGAUGGAGAAGGUGACCAGCAGGCGGUGGUACGAUAGAAUGGAUGACACAGUUAUCCUGGGAGCUCUGCCGUUUCAAGGAAUGACAAAACAGUUAAUCGAAGAAGAAAAUAUAAAAGGUGUGGUGUCUAUGAAUGAAACUUAUGAAUUGAAGAUAUUUUCAAAUGAUGCAGAGAAAUGGCACGAACACGGCGUGCAGUUCCUGCAGCUGGCCACUACGGACAUCUUCGAGGCUCCCGAUCAAGACAAGCUUUAUGAAGGGGUGCGAUUCAUUAAUCGCUUCCUGCCAGCAGAGAACAAGCCGAGUAGCGAACAAGGCCGCGUGUACGUACACUGCAAGGCUGGACGUACGCGCAGCGCCACGCUCGUCGGCUGCUACCUCAUGAUGAGAAACGGCUGGUCUCCUCAGGAAGCGGUGGAACAUAUGAGAACGAGACGCCCUCACAUCCUGCUGCACACAAAGCAGUGGCAGGCACUCGAUAUAUUCUACAAGAACCACGUACAGACGUGAUUACAUACUAUAUAUAUUAUAUCUUAAACCAUAGACAAUUUUUUGACAAUUGCUUCAUUUUCUAUAUUAGAAAGUAAUUUUGCUGUCAAAAUUAAACUAAAUAUUCAUAAAGAUAACAAUAUAUAUAAUUAUAUUUAUUAUACACAAAUAUUACACUUUAACAGUGUAUGAAUGUUUUUCUUUUAAAUCUUCUUCAUUUUAUUUAAGUAAUUAACAUGUUUGAGCCUUAUCUGUAUUCCUCAUAUGAGAUGGCAUAUAUUUGACGAAUAAAAAAACUGUAUUAAUUUUAAAAUGCACAUAUUUUUAUAUAAUCAUACAAAAAUAAAACCGAAAGAACCUCACAAUUUAAAAAAAAAUAUUCGUUAUAUAUUCAGAGUCCAUUGAGAAGCUUAAUGUUGUAUUGAAAUAAACUGUAUUCCUUUCCAAUCGAAAUCGGAGUAAACGUAAACAAACCGUAGUUUUAAAAAUUGCUUGCGAUUUUCUAAUUGUAUUGCUGUAUAACGCACUAUAAACAGUUCUUGAUUAAUUUACCUUUAUUUAUAAUACAACACUAUUCCACUUAUCUAGUUAUAACUACAUUAAUUUAACUUUUGAAGUUCCGAUUACAACAAUUUUCGCGAGUCCAUAGUGAAUAUCAUAGUUAAAGAUCUCGACCAAUGAUAUCGCGUCAAUUGAUAUCGGUGCCAAAGUUAAUUUGGGCUUAUUCCUAUUGUGGCUGGAAUGGCUAUAGAUAUCAACUCCGGCUGUGGUGGCUAUUAAUACUAGUAUAAUAUUAUAAACAAAACAAAAUUAAUUUUAAUACAUUUAUUGAAAUUAUAUAAGAACUUAAUACUUUUAUUAAAAUCUGGUUUAUAAAUUAUUAUUACAAAAAUUAUAUCAAUGAUACGUCUAACCAUAUUUUGCGCUGCCUCGCGCCAAGUGUUUUAAUUUUUAAAGCUAAUCUGACAGGAUGACGUAUGACGUUCGGAAAGUUUGAUUUAUUCUGCUUAUAUAUUAUAUUUUGGAUUAUUAUUAUUGUUAAUUCGGUAACUAAUUGUUUAUCUUACGUUAUUAAAAUGAAUAUUUAUUGAAGUCUAACAAUAAUGUGAAAAAAUAUAUAUUUUUAAUGGAAAAUUUAAUUUUCAUUUUGAAAUAUUUAAUAAAAAUAAAUAUUAUCUU